CUUCUGCGUGAAGAUCGUCUUGAAGCCAAGUCAAGUAUUAAGUAAUUUUGCUACAACAACAAAAAAAUCUUUGUUUGCAACUUUAUUCUCUGUAUUGAAUGAAAGUAACUGCACUUUUAUCGAAACCGUCGAGAUGGAAGCUAAAGUUCAUCUUGAAUUAUCUACUUUUUUGUCACGACAUAGCCUGGAAGAUGCAAUUCAAAACAUUGAUGAAAUAGUCCUUGCAUAUCUUGUUGGCGUGGUGGAGCUGGUGACUCUAGAGGAUGACAACCUGGACUUGGAAGAUGUUAUUGACAUGAUGAAUGCGUACUUGCCAGGGUUUGAAAUGAUUGGCAGGGCAGAAGUUAUUGGUUGGAUGCUUGGAAUGGCUAAAAAGCUCAUGAACCCCACAGAAGAUGUUGAGAGGACUAAUGGCUAUGACUAUAAUGAAGAUGGCAUCAAAGGAGAUCACAAAAAGGAUUCAAACACUGAGAUGGGACAGAAAACAAAUGUACUGAAGUUUCCUUGCUAUGACUACACUCAAGACUCUAAACACAUGUCUCUUAACAUGAAUGAUAACUCCCAAGUAAAUAUACAGCUAAACAAGACAAAUGCACCUACAAAGGACGAAGCCCAACAAAAAGUGGCCAAUGGUAAUUUCAAUCCGAUCACAUUUAUAUCAUCCCCUCCCUUAGAGACAGCUCCACACUCUAGUGAAAAGCAUUCAACAUCAAAGCGUAAAGGGAGACAACUUAGCUGCUCUUCACAAGACAGUCAAGAUGAGAAAGCUGAUAUACUAGCUGUGGAAGAUGAAGAACAUGUAAAAAUUCUACAAGAAAUGUUUCCCAGUGCAUGCACCAUGGAGGCUCGUCACUGCUUACAGUUGUCAGCUGGGGACAUGGACCGCGCUGCACAGCUGAUUAUGGACAGACAGGAAACAGGACAGGCCAUCACUGGCAAGACAAAGGUGACAACCCCAAAAAAUAACAAAGUGAAGAAGAUUCUUGAGUACAAGCUGGAUGAUGACAGUAUAAAAUCCUGUGUUUUACAGAAAUACUCCUUUGUGGACACAGAAGAAGAUAAAAAGACCUUUAGACCCCCACCAUUGAAAGGGGAAGCCAAGAAACUUGUGCGCUACAGGGAUGGGCAAGUCGUCAGCAUGAAGGGGGAAAAGUUUUCUGAGGUCUCUAAAAAGGAGCCAGACCAGCUCAAGUCCACCUAUGUGAACCUGAAGCCUGCCAGGAAGUAUCGCUUCCACUGACAGGUGAAGCCAGGACCUCCACCUGCGGGUGGUACCUCCACCUACAGGUAGAGUCAGGGACUCUCUCAGAUCUGGUGCUGUCAGGUGUUUUUAGUUUUACCUUUGUUUUAGUUCUACCACCAUUUGUCAAGACCACAUCCACUAUCAUUUGUUGGAUAUUAAGUUAAGUAUACUAGAAAGAAACUUUUAGAGGGUUUUAAUAUGCAGUGAAAUUUUGUAGAUUUUUUUACGUACAAAAUUUCUGUUUCUUUAUGUACAAUGUUAUUUAAAUCUCCAAACAACUUACUGAAAUUAUUUCCUUCUAUAAUAAUUAGAAUUUUGCUAGGUUUACAAAAACUUAUUGAUUUACAGCACUGUGGGUUUUUCAAUAAAUCUCUUUUGAAAUUGGAUUUAAAUUGUCAACAUGUUAUUCAAUUCACAUUAUUUUUUUUUUUUUUUUUUUUUUUGUGGGUUAAGUUCAAAACUUGGUAAAGAAUGUACUAUGUUAUCAUUUGCAUUCAGAUAGAUCUCUUUACUAGACAUACACUAGGCGUACAAUUUGUUAUUAAUGUUAUUAGUAUUAAUAGUUUAUAGAGCUCCACGUCUAUAACAUUCCAGUGAGGUAUAAUAUGAAUAUAUAUAUUACAGUAGUAUAAUCUAGUUGAGUCUAGAUAUAUUUUCCUCCAUUACUAAGCCAAAACCUUGGAGUAUUUUGCUUAAGAAAGCUUUUAAAUUUCUUCAAUAACACAUUACUCAAGGCUACUUAGUUAGCAUUUAAAGAUUUCAUUUGACAAUCAGUGUAUUUUUUGCAGUAGAAAAAAAAUGUGCUGACUGCAUAAGUAGCCAGUCCAAGUUGUACUACACAUGUUUCUGUUACACAGGCCUAAAUGCCAAGCCUCUUCCACCUACCAAUUUCAGGAAUCAUUUGAUACUCAUCCCUAGUUGUCUCCCUUCCCAGCUGCUGCAUUGAUAUCACACCCAACCAGGCAUUCCUGAAGCAGAGAUACCUGUGUGGGUCAUGUGAUCGUGCAACAGUUGUACAAUUCUUCCACUGAUGCCUACCAGACAGAAUAUUUUCAACUCCAGUCUUAGCCGUCCAAUCUAGACACACAAUCCAUUUUCCUUUGCUGAAUGUGUAAAGUGCUAGUCUGCUAACUAGACAUUUUGUGUAAACCUGUUCAAAUUAAAAUGUCAUUGAAUAAGCUGCAAUUGCUCAGCAUGUUAACAAAUUAGUCAAAUUUUAAAAAAAUCAGUAUUAGAAUUUGUCUUGGUUAAAUAUUUCUUUGGUUUAAUGAAAAUUUUUUGUGAAACUAAUGUAGAAUUUUCUGGACUAUUAGUGCGGUGUUUAAUUUUUCUAUUAGAAAAUUGAAUAACAAGGAUAAUUCUGAUCUACUGUUUUGACCAGGAACACCCACUAAACAUUUAGAUAGUAGGGGAGCCAAACCUUUAUGAGAUUGUUACUAUUCUUUUAAUUUGCAUUAGUCACCUCAGAAGUGCCAGCUAUUUUAAAUGUAUUAAACUCAUGUUUGAUCCAAUUGAUAAGCAUUCUAGAUCUACCAGUUAUGUCUUCAUUCACUACUUUUAAUUUGACAUGAAUAUUUUGUGUAAUAUGUGACUUCGCAUUUAAAAGCAUGUUAGCCUAGGAAAACAUUUGCCUAUAAUGAAAUAACUAUUAUUGCAUCAAAGCUGGUUGUUAAAAACAUCUAUCUAUAUAAAUAUAAAUAGUCUUUGUUUUGUGACAUUAAGCUAAAAGUGGUUUUACACUUAAAUCUUUUUAUUGCAGAUUUUGGUAUUGAAUAUUUUUAUUCACAUGAAAAAUAAAGUUAUUAAAUGCAUUUAGAAUUAUAGUUCAUGACCUCAUUGCCUAAUACCACUUAAAAUAAAUUCUCUGUGCAAAACUUAUUUUUGUGAAUAUUUAAUUUAAAACAAAAAAGCAAUGAAUACUGGUAUUUUAUUGCUUAUGCAUUUCUGCCUAAAGAAAGAGUAGAAUAUAUUUAUUAUCCUUCAAAGCCUAAACAAAAAAGUUUUUAAAUGUAAUUGAUAAUUACCAAUAAACUCUACAUAUAUAUAAUAAAUUGGCAGCAAACAUCCCAAUAGGAUCUGUUCUCACAUUUGAAAUAUUUGUUCUCUUUUAUCUAUGAAUGCUGAGGUUUGUUCGUUAACACACCAUACACAAGUUGUGUGUGCUGAACUUAUCAUUCAUAUUAUACAUGUUUUUAUGAUUAUAAUUAUAUGAUGUGUUAAAAAUGUUGAUGUAAUGCUCUUGUAAAUUAGUUCAAAAUGUAAUUUUGUCUUGUCUGCUUUAAACUAGUACAAAAUGUAAUGCUGUUUUUUUCUAUUGUCUCAGUUUUCUUGUUUUAUCAAUAGAAACAGAUAAAGGUAUUACUUUGAUGGAAUUUUCCAGAUUUGACAGUCCUUUUUGUCAAGUCAGCUUCUUGCUGACUGAACGCAUUUAUUUAUAGAUUGAUGGUAUACGGUGUUGUCUUACAAUAUAUUUGUUUGUUCAUGUUUGAGAUACUUCACAAGGUAUUAAACAGCAUUGCCAACCUA
Molecule: messenger RNA, 3769 nt
Organism: Physella acuta
Lineage: Eukaryota; Metazoa; Mollusca; Gastropoda; Physidae
Product: CUE domain-containing protein 2
Molecular function (GO): ubiquitin binding
Source: RefSeq, a predicted model, not a curated record